Cuscuta campestris is the source of this 1389-nucleotide messenger RNA. The record is from the annotation of a GenBank genome assembly. NCBI's taxonomy places the organism in Eukaryota, Viridiplantae, Streptophyta, Magnoliopsida, Solanales, Convolvulaceae.
AGAGAAUGGGGCCCAACAUCCAGUCUACUACGUCAGCAAGACCUUGAGAGACGCGGAGUUAAGGUAUUCCCGUCCGGAAAAAGCCAUGCUAGCGGUUUUCUGGACGGCGAAGAGAUUAACUUCGUACUUUCAGGCUCACCGGAUUGUGGUGCUCACCAAUGAGCCUUUGGCGUCACUUACCCGGAGUCCAGCGGCAUCAGCCUGGAUGACCAAGUGGGCGGUCUUCAUCAGUCAGUACAGUGUGGAGUUCAGGCCGCGUCCAUCAAUCAAAGGGCAGGCACUCACCGACUUUCUGGUUGAGUGUACUGCCAGGGAGAUGACAAGAGCACAGGCCGAAACCCGGGUAGAAGACGACUGGUGGGUGAUGAGCAUCGAUGGAUCUCCUGGGUCUCGAUCCUGCGAAGCAGGUAUUGUUUUGGUUACUCCGGAAAAUUUCCGGAUAUAUUACGCUAUCAGAUUUCAGUUCCACGUAUCCAACAAUGAAGCUGAAUAUGAGGCCCUAAUCAACGGAUUGAAGAUUCUUGGCAAGUUGGGAGUGUCCAAGGUUCAAGUAUACAGCGACUCCCGAUUGGUGGUAGGACAGAUCACUGGGGAGUUUGAAGCAAAGGAAGAAAGGAUGAAGAGGUAUCGAGACUUGUCCUUGGAAAUGUUGGGAAGGUUCGAGUUUAAGCUUGAACACAUACCCCGGGCGCAAAACGCGGAAGCUAAUGUUUUGUCCAAGCUCAGCGCAGAAUCGCUAGAAUAUAUAAGCAAAUUAGCAACGGUCGAGGAACUGGCAACCCCGAGUCUUAAUAGGGAUGAAUUGCUCUGGGUGUUAGCUGAUCCCCCAGAGUGGUUGGAUAGGCUGGCCAGAUACAUUGAGGACGGUGUAGCCCUGGAGGACCCACAGGAAGCUCGUUUGCUGCGAAUGAGGGCACCCACCUACAAGGUGCAAGAUGGAAUCCUCUAUAAGCGAUCUUACAAUGGUGUUUUACUCCGUUGCCUUAGGGCAGCAGAGGCGAAGGCACUAAUGGAAGAGAUACACGAAGGAGUAUGUGCUGCACAUCAGGGUCCAUACUCUAUCUCCAGAAGGGCGAUUAUCUAGGGAUAUUUCUGGCUAACAAUGAGGAAGGAUUGCGAGGAGUAUGUGCGCAAGUGCCCAACCUGUCUACAAUUUCAGAAUAUGCCCGGGAGGCCAGCCACAAACUACACGCCCAUCAGCUCUGUGAUUCUCUUCUCAAGGUGGGGGAUUGAUAUUGUGGGUGCCCUGCCAAAAGGGGUUGGACAGGCAAGAUGGAUUGUGGUGGCCAUAGACUAUUUCACCAAGUGGGUGGAGGCUGAGCCACUUGCUGGGAUAACUGGGAGGCAUAUGAUCGACUUCGUGGGAACCAAUAUACUUUGUAGGUUCUG